CGGGCUGACGUGUCGGAGGAAGCCGGAAGUGGUGACUGAGUUGAGGAGGUCCCGCACUCGAUCGCCGGGCUCGGAGUUCUCGCUCGGCCUUGCCCUCCCUGCCAGCCACCUGCUCGCCAUGGGCCUCCUGCGGUUCUUGCUACCCGCCGCGCUUCUGGCGGCUGCCUUACCCUUGGCCUUGGCCUUCUACCUGCCCGGCCUGGCGCCCGUCAACUUCUGCGAGAAAACGGAGAAGUCUGACUGCAAGUCUACAAUAGAGCUCUUUGUAAAUAGACUGGACUCUGUGGAAUCAGUCCUUCCAUAUGAAUAUGCUGUAUUUGAUUUUUGUCAAACAAAUGGAGAAAAACGCCCAUCUGAAAAUCUUGGGCAAGUAUUGUUUGGAGAGAGAAUUGAACCUUCACCUUAUAAGUUCAUGUUUAAAAAUGAGGACAAAUGCAAACCCGUUUGUAAAAAAACAUAUAAUCUCAAUAUAGCAGAAGACAAGCAAAAGCUAGAAUUUCUGAAAAAGAGCAUGCUGCUGAAUUAUCAACAUCACUGGAUUGUGGAUAACAUGCCUGUGACAUGGUGUUAUGAGGUGGAAGAUAACCAGAAGUUCUGCAAUCCUGGAUUUCCCAUUGGUUGUUAUAUAACUAAAGACGGAAAACCCAAAGAUGCCUGCGUUAUCAGUACGGAGUUUCAUGAACCAGAUACCUUCUACAUAUUCAACCAUGUGGAUAUCACAAUCAGUUACCAUAAUGUAGAAAAUGAACAGUCCGGCUCAAGACUUGUAGCUGCCAAGCUUGAACCAAAAAGUUACAAGCAUACAAAUGCUGACAGUCCAGAUUGCUCAGGGCCACCUAUGGAUAUAAGUAACACAGCUACCAGCGGAAUAGUCCAAAUUGCCUACACAUAUUCAGUAAAAUUUGAGGAAAACAAAGACAUCAGGUGGGCAUCCAGAUGGGACUACAUUUUGGAAUCCAUGCCUCAUACCCGCAUACAGUGGUUUAGUAUUAUGAAUUCUUUGGUGAUUGUCCUUUUCCUCUCUGGAAUGGUAGCCAUGAUCAUGUUAAGAACUCUGCAUAAAGAUAUAGCACGAUAUAAUCAAAUGGAUUCUACUGAAGAUGCUCAGGAGGAAUUUGGCUGGAAACUGGUUCAUGGUGACAUAUUCAGGCCCCCAAGAAAAGGAAUGCUGCUGUCUGUGUUUCUAGGCUCUGGAACACAGAUUUUAAUUAUGACUUUUGUUACAUUAUUCUUUGCUUGCCUGGGAUUUUUGUCCCCUGCGAAUCGGGGUGCACUAAUGACCUGCGCUGUGGUCUUGUGGGUGCUGCUUGGAACACCAGCAGGUUAUGUUGCUGCCAGGUUCUACAAAUCAUUUGGAGGUGAGAAAUGGAAGACCAAUGUUCUGCUGACAGCCUUCCUUUGUCCUGGUGUGGUGUUUGCGGAUUUCUUUAUCAUGAACCUGAUUCUUUGGGGCGAAGGCUCUUCCGCGGCCAUCCCAUUUGGUACCUUGGUUGCUGUUCUGGCACUUUGGUUUUGCAUAUCUGUACCGCUGACAUUCAUUGGAGCCUACUUUGGUUUUAAGAAGAAUGCCAUAGAACAUCCAGUUCGUACUAACCAGAUCCCUCGUCAGAUUCCUGAACAGUCAUUUUAUACAAAACCGUUACCUGGCAUUAUUAUGGGAGGGAUUCUACCCUUUGGAUGCAUCUUCAUUCAGCUUUUUUUCAUUCAGAACAGCAUAUGGUCUCAUCAGACAUAUUACAUGUUUGGUUUCCUGUUUCUGGUGUUCAUUAUUCUUGUCAUCACAUGUUCUGAGGCUACCAUCCUACUUUGCUAUUUCCACUUGUGCGCAGAGGACUACCACUGGCAGUGGCGUUCAUUCCUCACCAGUGGUUUCACUGCUGUUUACUUUCUUAUAUAUGCAAUACAUUAUUUCUUUUCCAAACUCCAAAUUACGGGUACAGCAAGCACCAUCUUAUACUUUGGCUAUACAAUGAUAAUGGUAUUGAUCUUCUUCCUUUUUACAGGAACGAUUGGAUUCUUCGCAUGCUUCUGGUUUGUGACCAAAAUAUACAGUGUAGUAAAAGUUGACUAAAGAACCUGUCAUUUACAAUACUGGAGCUUUCAAUAACCUAAUUUAAAAGACAUGGUCUUGGGAGAAUUUAAGCUUUAUCUGAAGUACUGGCUUCUGUACUUUGCAAAUGAUACUGAAUAUAAAUCCCCUCCCUCCCCUCACUGAAACAUUUGUAUUGUGACUUUACAAUCGGUUUUCACUUGAUGGUUCUUAAUGAAGAUUGAAUUAAAUAUUGUAUGCUUUUGUAAAUAUUACUAUACUAGAACUUUUAAAUUCUAAUGACAGGUUAGAUGUGACUGCAUUGCAGAAUUUAAUGAUACUUCUAAAACGUGUGGUUGUAAAUAGGGUUUUUCUAGGUUUGUUGGGUGGAAUUAAUUAUUUUUCUGCAAUAGAAAUUACUGCUUUGUAUCAUGAUUUUGAAGGAUGACUCUAGAAGUGUAUUGCUUCUCAUUUUAACUUUUUGUUUUGGUUUGUUUUAUAUUUCUGGGGGUUUUUUUCUGGUUUUUUUUUCAUUAGGUUCCAGUGUUGUUGGCCUUUUAAACUUAUGUGCCUCUGGAGUCCUGGAAUCUAUACAUUCAAGAUAGUAAAUAAAUGCUGUAAUAAAUUCUGUAAACAUUAUCAGUGGGUCAUUACACCUUAUAAAUAAGUUCACAACAUUCUGUAAAUACAAAUAUAUUGACAAGAGAAGUUUUUUAAAAGUUAUGUAGAUUAUUUUAUUGUGUGUUUAAAAUCUUGGUUGAUUUAACUUUUUUUUUUAAAAUCUGUUCCCUACAACAUAAAAGUAGUAGUCGCGUACUGAGUAAGAAUGGAAUUUCAGAACUGUGUUUGCCAUGUCAGUCCUAUCCCAGUUAACCCAGUUGGCUAAGAGAUCAGAAAGAUAUGUUGAGAAGAUCUGAGUACGUAAGAACAAGAUGCACUGAGAAGUAUAUUCAUAACAGAUCUUAAUGAAGCAUAUUACAUAAAAUGGAUAACUUGUACUUUGUGGCAUACAGAAAGCAGGCACACUCCUUUGCCUCUCAUUAGAGUAGUCCAAGUUACUAGCUGUAAAGAGCUAAAUUCACAUCUUUGCAGCGGAAACAUGUUUAUUGUGUUGUGUUGCUUGAGUUUGUAACAGACUCAUCUGUUUCGUGAUGCCUUCAUGUUUCCCACAAGAGCAUAUCUGGUUAAAAUAUUGUUUAAAUUGCACGUUUUUGUUCAUACAAAUUAGCAAAGAAGAACCUUAGUUUUUUUUUUCCUAACAUGCUCUUUCUAAAAAUUAUAAGCCGAAGGUGCUUGAAUCGUAAAAAUCCAAUAAAAAUAUCUUUUGCUAACAAA
Messenger RNA from Heteronotia binoei (common prickly gecko), 3364 nucleotides. It is a transcript of the gene TM9SF2, whose product is annotated as transmembrane 9 superfamily member 2. The transcript is spliced from 17 exons. Gene Ontology annotation, biological process: protein localization to membrane. Gene Ontology annotation, cellular component: membrane. Bases 119 to 2071 code for a protein of 650 amino acids. Lineage: Eukaryota; Metazoa; Chordata; Lepidosauria; Squamata; Gekkonidae. The record is from RefSeq and is a predicted model, not a curated record.